CGUCUCGAGGCUAAGCCAAAUGCUCGAUUAAACGCCGACCAUUUUUUUAACAAUGUCAGCCAUCAUUAGACAGAAAGACGUUCUACUGGAGCACAUCGCCCGAGAUGUGAAGCAGUUGCAGUCUUUGCAAAGUGACAUGUCUACAGUUGUUGAUAUGGUGAGCAGUCAUCAUGCUCCAGCCCAGGCUCUCUGUGAACACCUUGAUCGAGUCUUCAUGCAUGGGUUACGAGACUCUGUGUGUGGAUAUUGGCCGUUUGUGGUCUACUUCACUCGGUCAGAGGCAGUCCAAUACUUGAGUUCUCUUAGUAAUGUGCAUCUGGACAUUGGUAGAGGACGAGCCUGGUUGUGUACUGCACUCAAUGAACAAGCACUGGAGAGCUAUGUGAGAAUGGUUGUAGACAACCAAGAUGUGGUCAAGGGAUACUACUUACAAGAGUCUUUCCUGAGAGAUCUAGAGCGACUGGUGGUCCUUCAAACACUUGUUUCUGGUCUCGACUUUAUCUCAUUUGAGCUGGCUGUGGAUUGUGACUACCUAGACUUUGCUCCUUCACAACCUUCUCCAAAGCUUGGUAUAUCUCAAGGCAAUGAGCUCACCCCAGACAUUGAACCUUCUUUCCUGAGCAACAUGGCUGUUGGAUCCACUGGCUCCUUUGAUAACCACUCAGACACUCAAGGGAGCACACAAACUCCACCCAUCACCUUUAUUCAGAGAAUGUACGCUGACAAAGAAGAUGAAGAGGAAAUAGUAACCCGCAAGCAAAAAAAGGCACGAAAGAAGAAAAAAAAGACUCCCAAACUUGCGACUACUGCAGCAGCAGCAGACACACAACACCCUAACCACCAACCCCAAGAGCAAGAGCAAGAGCCAGUACACCAACCCCAAGAGCAAGAGCAAGAGCCAGUACACCAAGAACAAGAACAAGAGCCAGUACACCAAGAACAAGAACAAGAGCAAGAGCCAGUACACCAAAAACAAGAACAAGAGCCAGUACACCAACCCCAAGAGCAAGAGCAAGAGCCAGUACACCAAGAACAAGAGCAAGAGCCAGUACACCAAGAACAAGAACAAGAGCAAGAGCCAGUACACCAAGAACAAGAACAAGAGCAAGAGCCAGUACACCAAGAACAAGAGCAAGAGCUCUAUCCAGAGAAGGAGGAACCGAGCAAAGAGCCAGUUACAUGUACCAGCACAGAGAUCAUUAAAACUGAACCUGUUAUCACAAUGGGAACUGGCACAGAAGAGACUGAUGGUGGUACUGGAACGGCUGAUGGUGGUACUGAUGCCAGGAUGAUCAUAAGUGAUGCUGACAAGAGAGCGUCUGAUAUUGUGAUAGAUGAAACAACGCGUCUAGUGCUCUCACUAGAUGUGCUCUCUGAGGACAAUGAGCAACCACUAAGACUUGUGCAGUUGGCCACACCAUCUGGUGUUGGUCUCCAGAGGAUUGCUUACUGCCUCAUCACAGAUAGAGGGGUCUACAUAUUGAGGAAAGAUGGAAUUGAGGGAAACUAUUCCAAAGAGUUGGACAUCCAAUACCCUCAAAUGGACCACAUUGUUAUUGGUCUUGGAUGGCAGAGCCUGGGUCUUGUGUAUGCAUGUACUGAGAGAUGUGUGCUAUUGACUGGGAGGGAAGCAGUCUCGCGUGGAAUUGUAGAGACAGUGUGUUCAGCUGCUGGUGUUUGUCCUGGCUUCCUGCGCUCCAUUCCACUCAAUCGAGAUGAUGAUGUUCGUACUGAAGCUAUUGAGAAGGAACUCAUUAAGCUGGGGAGCCAUACAAGUAUGGAGGUUGUACUUUAUUCUCUAGUCAACUGGGAGCAAGUGAGUGGAGAGCCUCCAGCCUUUGUGGCCAAAGCUGCACGGCGAUCCAGGCCUGGGGUUGCAGGAAGUCUGUUUGUCAAAUCAGCCAAUGUUCUGGGCCUCCCUGUUUGGAAACAAGGCUACUUUGAGCUCAAGUCAGGUUCCCUGUAUCAGUACUCUAGUGAGGGAGACUCUACUGCCAAGAGUGUGUACACUAUUCGCAACUGUGGUGGCUGUACAAGAGUGUCUGGGGAGAGCAAGCCCUUUACAAUAUCAAUAGUGUUUGGUGAGGGCACCUCUUUGCUGUUGGCAGCACCUUCUGAGGACCAGCUCACCAAAUGGCUGCAAGCUCUCUGUGAGGCUGUUAUUGGACAAGAGACAUCACCAGGACACCUCAGGACUUGUCUUAACUGUGCACUUCUUCUAACUCAAAAUAUGCUGCACAUUCUGUUGGAGGAUUGGACUACAGACAGUGUCCAACUGGUCACCAGCUGCAGAGUGACUGACCUCAAUGGCCUCUGUGUUGACAGCACCUUGCCUCUCUAUUGUACUGUGGAGUAUGAUCAUGGCUCUGAUCAAGGUGUGUGGCUGCUCUGUUUCAACUCAGCAUACGAACUGCUCAAGUUUGAGAGAGAUGUGUGUCGGACGUGGGAGCAAGAAUUCCAGAUACAAUUGACCCCUGGACAAGUAUCUGACCCUGCCCUACAAGGCAAAGCUCACAAAGCUGUAGACCUAAUGACUAACAGCAGGUAUCGUAGUGACAGUGUAACUAGAGGCAGGUCAGAGUUCACUUACAGUGCCACCUUCUGAACAACACUAGACAAUAUUAUUGUGUGUUUAUAAUUAUCAUUAAAAGUUGUUCCCAGAGUUAUCAAAAUUUAAUCAUGUUUAUAUAUUUGUUAUUAUAAUUAUACAAGUGAUAUUUUGUUGAGUUUGA
This is a messenger RNA of Halichondria panicea, 2732 nucleotides long. Its product is annotated as pleckstrin homology domain-containing family M member 2-like. Gene Ontology annotation, cellular component: endosome membrane. The record is from RefSeq and is a predicted model, not a curated record. The transcript has 16 exons. The coding region runs from base 53 to 2605 and encodes 850 amino acids. Gene Ontology annotation, biological process: Golgi organization; regulation of protein localization; lysosome localization. Gene Ontology annotation, molecular function: kinesin binding. NCBI's taxonomy places the organism in Eukaryota, Metazoa, Porifera, Demospongiae, Suberitida, Halichondriidae.